Molecule: messenger RNA, 2901 nt
Organism: Penicillium alfredii
Lineage: Eukaryota; Fungi; Ascomycota; Eurotiomycetes; Eurotiales; Aspergillaceae
Product: U3 snoRNA-associated protein UTP13
Exons: 3
Coding region: 1-2901 (966 amino acids)
Biological process (GO): endonucleolytic cleavage to generate mature 5'-end of SSU-rRNA from (SSU-rRNA, 5.8S rRNA, LSU-rRNA); endonucleolytic cleavage in 5'-ETS of tricistronic rRNA transcript (SSU-rRNA, 5.8S rRNA, LSU-rRNA)
Cellular component (GO): nucleolus; 90S preribosome; small-subunit processome
Molecular function (GO): U3 snoRNA binding; protein binding
Source: RefSeq, a predicted model, not a curated record
AUGUCGAAAGCCAUAGUAAAAACUACGUUUGAGGCGACACGCACUCUUCGCCCCAUUUACACGGGCGGAAGCACCGCGCUGGAUGCCAGUGGCCGCAUCUUACUGUCAUGCGUGGGCGAGGAUGCCCUGAUUCUGGAUAUGGAGACUGGAGAUCAGCUGGCCAGUCUUGAAGGGGAUGGAGAAAUAAUUACUAGUUUGGCGAUUACGCCAUCUGCAUCACACGCGAUCGUCUGCUCGCGCUCAAUGUCCAUGCGCAUUUACUCCCUGUCACUCUUCGACGAUUCCUCUCAAACCAUUGAAACCGAACUACUCCGAACGGUCAAACCCCACACAGCUCCCGUGGUGACCACGGCCGUUGAUCCUACGGGGACAUUACUCGCGACUGGUGGUGCCGACGGGGCGAUCAAGGUCUGGGAUAUCAGAGGCGGCUAUGUCACACACACCUUCCAUGGUCAUGGCGGUGUCAUCUCCGCGCUCUGCUUUUUCGAGGUGUCUACUUUCGACGAAAAGUCUAGCUCCAAAAAGAACAAGUCCAAGCGCAAGUCUUUGGGUGACGAGGAUGAAGAGAUGGGCGAUGUUACUUCAGCUUCCACAGACUCGACGGCCGGGUUCCGGCUAGCGUCUGGUAGCGAAGAGGGGAGAGUGCGCGUAUGGGAUCUGCACAAGAGAAAAUCCAUUGCCUCGCUCGAGUCGCAUGUCUCUCUUGUGCGAAGCCUUUCGUACUCCCUCUCAGAAAACGCAUUGCUUUCGGCAAGUCGGGACAAAACCGUCAUCGUCUGGGAUGCGCGCACCUGGAAGAUUCGCAGGAUCAUUCCUGUGCUUGAAAGUGUCGAAGCCGCGGCUUUUCUUGCCCACACUGAGCUCUGUGUUAUUGGUGGAGAGAACGGCAAAUUGCGAGUUUUCGAUUGCAAUCGAGGCAGUGAGGUCACGCAAGAACAGGAGGCGGGCGAGGAGUUUGAGACCAUUGUCGCAAUUCAGUACUCGCUUGGUUUGUCCUUCGUGAUGACCGUCCACGCGGACCAAACACUCAGACUGCACUCGCUGGACACCCUGUCCGACUAUAAACCGGGCUCGAGUUUGGAGCCGUUGAUAGUUACCCGGCGCAUUUCUGGGAACGACGACGAGAUCAUCGAUUUGGCUUAUGUUGGGCCUGAUCGUUCGAUGCUUGCCUUGGCCACAAACACGGAAAGUAUUCGAGUGGUCUCGGUUGCCCCGUCAGAGCAUCGGCGGUCAGAGAAGGUCGAGGAGUACUUUGGUGCCGAUGUGACGCACCUGGAAGGCCAUGACGAUAUCAUCAUUUGCAUUGAUGUCGACUGGUCAGGGCACUGGUUAGCAACCGGCGCAAAGGAUAACAGCGCUCGUCUGUGGCGACUCGAUCCUCAAAAAUCGUCGUAUUCUUGUUUUGCAGUCUUCACCGGCCAUGCCGAGUCUUUGGGAGCGAUUGCCCUCCCACGAGUGCCACCACCGGUUGGCAGCUCUGCAUACAACGACCCUGUGAACCACCCGCCAUCGUUCCUGGUUACUGGCUCGCAAGACCGCACCAUUAAGCGAUGGGAUAUUGCCAAACUGGCUCCGCUCGAGGGGUCCAAGCCGCACACUCCUAAGGCGAUCUACACUCGCAAGGCGCAUGAGAAAGAUAUCAAUGCCAUCGAUAUCGACUCAUCACUCUCCCUGUUUGCAUCAGCAUCACAGGAUCGCACGGUUAAGAUCUGGUCCACCGAAGAAGGAUCCGCAGUGGGUGUUCUCCGUGGUCAUAAAAGAGGUGUCUGGUCUGUACGAUUCGCUCCGCCAAACACGCCAGUGGUCAAUUCAGAGUCGGGCACUAGCACUAGCCGGGGGCUGGCUGUCACUGCUUCAGGCGAUAAGACGGUCAAGCUGUGGAGCCUUUCCGACUAUAGCUGCCUUCUCACUUUCGAAGGACACACAAAUAGCGUUUUGAAAGUUCUUUGGCUCCCUCCUCCACAGGUCUCCAACCCAGCCGGGGACGACGACGACGAAGAAGCCGCAUCGGCAAGUCACACCGCAACUCAAACCCGCCCUCUCAUCGCCUCUGCCGCCGCCGACGGUCUGGUGAAGAUCUGGUCUCCUUACACAGGCGAGGUCGAAACGACCCUUGACAACCACACCGACCGAGUCUGGGCCCUGGCCAGUCCAACGCCCUCCGGCUCCCGCUCCGACAUCAAACCCACCUCCUCCAAACUCAACACCACCCCCUACGCGCUUGCCUCGGGCUCCGCCGACGCAACGGUCUCGUUCUGGGCUGACACUACCUCAGCAACGUACACGGCCAGCGUGAACGCCAACUCGGCGCGCGUGGAGCACGACCAGCAACUCCAGAACUACAUCCGCGCCGGCGCCUACCGCGAAGCCAUCACCCUAGCCCUGCAACUCAACCACCCAGGCCGGCUACUCUCUCUCUUCAAGACGGCCAUCGACGCCGCCGACGACCCGACUCUGCCGGUCGAGGACCGCGAGCUCGCGGCCAAUAGUCUCUCAGGUAACCCGUCCAUCGACGAGGUCCUGCAGAGUCUCGAUGCCACGAACCUACGCACGCUUCUGCUCCGUCUUCGCGACUGGAACACCAACGCACGCAACUCGCGCGUCGCGCAGCGUAUCUUGUUCGCGCUGUUCCGCUCCUAUCCGGCCUCGACCUUCGUCGAGCUGGCUACCCAGUCUGUGCGCGGGAAGAACGGCCGCGCUGCUGCUGGCAUGAAGGAUAUCCUGCAGGCGCUGACCAUGUACACGGAGCGGCAUUAUCGCCGGGUCGAGGAGCUGGUCGAUGAUAGCUAUCUGGUCGAGUGGGUGCUCGGUGAGAUGGAUGGUGGUGUUGCACUCGGCGGACUGGGUGCUGUCAACGGCGACGCCGAGCAUGAAAAGGACGUGAUUAUGUUGGAGGCAUAA